UUAGUGUACAAUAGAAAGCAGACAAUACCAUGGGCGCCAAAACCCAUGGUCGCUACCUAUGACGUGUACAGACUUGUUACCUGACUGUUCCGUCUCUUUCCAACGUUCAUGGGGGCCCCGGCUGUCUUUGUUGCCUGAUUUCCCCUUCACUCGAUUGUCGAGGAGGGGAUUUUAUCAGAGAAUCAAACGCCGUCCACAGAUAACGGGAAUAUCGUAGUAUGCCGUAUUUUUGCGAUGGUGGUGCGUGAAAAUCAAGGGAUGUAAUAUAUUUGGGUGUUUUGUGGGUCUUUGUGUCUGUGGGUGGCCAUUUUACCAUUUUACCUGGGUUUGAAUUACGUGUGGACAUGCCGUGCCAUGGUUUCAGUUGGGUCCAUGGUCGGUGCCAGUGUAGGUGAAAUUAUUCUUUGCUUGUGAUAUGGGACUUUGUUGGUGAUUAUUAGACUCCCACCAGAUAGAUGAUGCAUACUCCUGUUGGAACCUUGGAGCGGGAGACCAUCCCUCCUCCCUAUUCUCCAUCAAUCAGAGACGAUCUGAGUGUUAUGUCCCAUGUCAUAACACGUAAAGAUGGGUGCAACAAUCUCACCAACAGUGUCGUUCGGUUACAAAAUGAGUUGAACAACUUCAGCCUCCACAAAAGUGCGAGCGAACCAACGAUGGUUGCAACAACCAUCCCCCAGCCCCAACAAGACAGCUCUCCCGACACCCCCCAACCAGCCCCUUACGAUCUGAACAAGGGCUGGAUGACCGGGAUUUUUGGGUGUCUGCGGCCCGUUUUGUCGAUCAUUGGCAAAGGGGCAGUCAGCGAGAUUAAAAACAGUCAUCAAGAUGAUUGGGAAAUUCCGUUUGAACAAAUCACUGAUUUGACCUAUUUGGGUUCGGGUGGUCAAGGGACCGUUUUUUCCGGAAUGUUGAACAACCAAAAAGUGGCUGUUAAAAAAGUGUACGACAUCAAAGAGACCGAUAUUAGGAAUUUGAAAAAGUUGAAUCACCCUAACAUUGUUAAGUUUAAAGGAGUAUGCACUCAACUUCCUUGCCUCAGUAUUAUAAUGGAGUAUUGUCCAUAUGGGCCUCUCUUCAACUUACUCAAAAACCAGAAGAAUGUUGUCACAAUCAACCGAGUGGUUUCCUGGGCCAAACAAAUAACAAGCGGAAUGCAUUAUCUUCACUCACAGAAGAUUAUUCACCGAGAUUUGAAAAGUCCCAAUGUUUUAAUUGGGGAAGAAGAAGUGAUCAAGAUUAGCGAUUUUGGUACUUCACGGACUUGGAGUGGAGUUAGCGAAAAAAUGAGUUUUGCUGGAACCGUCGCUUGGAUGGCCCCCGAAGCCAUUAAAGAGUUGGAAUGUUCGGAAAAAGUCGACAUUUGGUCGUUUGGUGUCGUUUUAUGGGAAUUACUCACGUGUGAAGUCCCAUACGAUGGGAUGGAACAAAGCGCCAUCAUGUACAUGGUCGGUUGUGGGAAACUGAGACCUCCCAUCCCGAAAACCUGCCCAGAUGGGUUCCGACUCAUCAUGGAAAUGUGCUGGAAACUCAACCCCAAAGAACGGCCCUCGUUCAAACUAAUCCUGAACCAUUUACAAAUUGCCUCGGUUGAGAUUUUGGGUAAAUACGAGGAUAAUCAGUUCUUCCAAACUCAGGAGAGCUGGAAGGAAGAGAUCAAGUCCCAGAUAACGCAGUUUAAGGCCCAGUUGCAGAAACACCGCAUUGAAUUCCAACUGAAGGAAGAACAGUUGAUCAAAAAACGCGAGAAUGAGAUUAAACACGUUCGCGAUAUUCGGGAACUGUACGACCGGAAGCUGGAAAAAGUGCACCAGUUGUACCUUGAGUUAUCGGCUGUUUUGCAGCAAGUUGAACAAUAUAACAGGCAAGGGGGGCGCAAGCGCGAUAUUCAGAAAAAUCGCCGUUUGAUCAACCCCUUUGUCCGCAAAAUGGAACGGAGGCGAAGCAAUCACAGCACGACGCCUACGAGCCCCGAGUGCAGUCUCACGAGCCCCGACAGCCCCCAAACUACUCCAGUGAAAGCCCCGCUUUUUGCCAAACUGAACACCGCCACUAAUAAUCCGGAAUCGGUGACCCAGUCGAGUCAAAAGUUCCGGAAGAGACACUACCGGACCAAUUCCGGGUCGCCUCGCAAUUCGAAAAGUUCCAACCGGAGUUCGAGUGUUGUGGAUGCGGAGACUCAGACGGAUUCGAUGGAUUUGAGUGAGACUGAGCUUAGUCCGAGUUUUGAUCUUCCGGUGUGCAUUACAUCGAAGAGGGUGCCUCAGAGGGUUGUUCUUCAUGAGUUGAAGGCCGAGUCGGAUGACGAAGGGUGCAAUGGGAAUGUGCAGUUGAGAUAUGUGAGCGAUAGCCAUGACACAGAGGUUGAGGUGUUCAGCCGACGCCACUCGGAGUCGCUCAUUUACGACCAGGAGGACACUCUCAAUCAGAACGACGCCACCCGAAGGGAAUUCAGCGACGAAGACAAUCUCGAAACGCUCGGCCGCAAAGUUUCGGCGUUGAAAAACGGCAACAUCUUCACUGAUAUACAAAAUUCGGCCGAAAAUGGCAACGUCACCGACUUGGACGUCUUGCGGAAAAACUGCGCUUGCAGUGCACAAGACAGCACCGAAGAUGCGUGCAAUGACAGUUUUACCGAUGAAGAAGGCGAAGUCUACAAUAACACGUUGUGGAGAAAGAGUAAGCUUGGAAAAGACUUACUAAAGCUGAGCUCGGCGCGACGCCCCAUCUACCCCGUCCGCCGCUCGAACCGUACCAAAUCCAGCCUGAAUUUCCACCAGAAGCAGCAGCUGAACGGCUCCGACGAAGGCGACACCUCCGAAUACUCAGUCUCACCGUCCAGCAAAAGCUCCACACUUGAAUCGAACCCGGAUCGGGCGAAAGCCGCCGCCCUCAAGCGCCCCAACGAGAAAUGUUCAUCUGAUAGCGAAUCAGAUCAAAACGUAACAAUCGUUACUCAAGUAUCCUACAAGUCAGAGAGUGUAGUCUGAAUAGGUCAUUGUGAUUUAAUUAGUUAAUUUUAAGUAUCCACGUAUUUUUUUACCUGAUUGAUGUUGUUUGUUUUAAGGAACUCUGUGCAAUUUUUAGUAAUUUAUUCAGUUGCCGUCUAUUUUUUACAAGUAUUAUGCACCAAGGAAAAGUCGUGACAAUUUUCGGGAAAACUUGCCACUUUACAGCCAACUUUCCUCUCUAUUUAUUUGCACUUGAAAGUAUUAGAAUACUCAUCGUGACUCAGUUAUUGACAAAAUUUUUAUUAUGUAUGUGGUUGUAGUUAUAAGUAUUUUCACAACUAAACUAUGUGGCUAAAUAUUUAAGCGGCAAUAACUUCGAACGUUCAAGCUUCUAAAGAUAAAGUACAAUGUGGAAUUCGGAAUAUUAUAGCAAAACUAUACCGCUAGCUGGGUCUAUUUUAUAGCAAGUAUUGUAGAUGUAAAGAUAUAUUUAUUGAUACUUUUAAGAGCUAAAGUUCUGCUAUAAUUUUCAUAGCAAAUCCGUUGCCUUGUAGACACAUCGAUUUUUUUCCAUUCCGGCCAAUUUAACACUUGAAAGUGUUAAUUUUUUAUUGGAGCAGCAUAUUAUUAACCGGUUGUGUGUUACAUGUAAGUACUUACAUCCGUUUCGCGUCCGUUAUUACCUUAAUUUUCAUGUGAUACAAAAACAUUCCUAAUUAUUUUGUAAAGAUCAAAACUUUUGUUGUGAUUUAGUUUUACGAAAAAUCAUCUCAACUGCCAGACAUUCCUCUAUUUUAUUUUGUACAUCGUUCAUUAGUUGAAUAAAAGUGUCGACAAUUGAAA
Tribolium castaneum (red flour beetle) is the source of this 3791-nucleotide messenger RNA. It is a transcript of the gene wnd, whose product is annotated as wallenda. Gene Ontology annotation, biological process: protein autophosphorylation; signal transduction. The record is from RefSeq and is a predicted model, not a curated record. Gene Ontology annotation, molecular function: MAP kinase kinase kinase activity; ATP binding. Gene Ontology annotation, cellular component: cytoplasm. The transcript is spliced from 10 exons. Lineage: Eukaryota; Metazoa; Arthropoda; Insecta; Coleoptera; Tenebrionidae. Bases 456 to 2987 code for a protein of 843 amino acids.